Puntigrus tetrazona (Sumatra barb) is the source of this 2941-nucleotide messenger RNA. Its product is annotated as thrombospondin type-1 domain-containing protein 4-like. NCBI's taxonomy places the organism in Eukaryota, Metazoa, Chordata, Actinopteri, Cypriniformes, Cyprinidae. The record is from RefSeq and is a predicted model, not a curated record. Gene Ontology annotation, cellular component: extracellular matrix. The transcript is spliced from 16 exons. Gene Ontology annotation, biological process: extracellular matrix organization. Gene Ontology annotation, molecular function: metalloendopeptidase activity. Bases 18 to 2441 code for a protein of 807 amino acids.
UUCUGUGGCCGAUCUUCAUGUGUCAUCAGACAACAAGACCGAUCCGGUCCGGCUCUGAAGCAGCGGCGUGGAGCUCGUGGGGUUCGUGGGCUGAAUGUUCUCUCUCCUGCGGCGGAGGAGUUCAGGAACAGACCAGAGUCUGUCUGUCACGCAGAGCCACGCUGCAGAACACGCCUGAGCACAGACACCUGAGGAGAUCGAACAGCAGCCGCGUCGGUCCGGGGAUGUACGGAUACGGCAGGAUGCCAUACACGACGCCUCUGCUGAAAGACAGACAGAGACGAUCAGCAUCAGACAUCCCAAAACAGAGCUACAGGACUCAUCAGAGGAAUCCGAGCCGACCUUACAGUCCAUUACCAAACAGCUCCUGCCCCGGAGCCCCGAAUCAGUACAAGAUCUGCAACACCAUGGCCUGUCCGUCGCCCAGCAGACCAAUCAGAGAGCUGCAGUGCUCCAGAUUCAACACACAGCUCUUCAUGGGCCGACUCUAUCAGUGGGAACCUUUCAAUGACGUGUCCAGCGGUCCGCGCUGUGAGCUCAACUGCCGGGCCGUGGGCUUUCGCUUCUACGUGCGUCAGGCGGACAGGGUCAUCGACGGCACCCCGUGUGGACCGAAGCGGACGUCUGUGUGUGUGGCCGGACGCUGUCAGAGCGCCGGCUGUGAUGAUCUCCUGGGUUCUGGGAAGGUUCCUGAUAAGUGUGGUGUGUGUGGAGGGGAUAACAGUGCGUGUAAGCUCGUCUCCGGCCUGUUCCAGCACAGUCUGUCCAAAGUGGGCUAUCACAAGAUUGUGGAGAUCCCGGCGGGAGCCACCAAGAUCAACGUCACCGAGAUGGUGAAGAGCAGGAACUACCUGGCCCUGCUCAGCCGGUCUGGGCGAUCCAUUAUUAAUGGAAACUGGGCCAUCAACCGUCCAGGAAUGUAUGAGGGAGUGGGAACGAUGUUCACGUACCGGCGGCCCAAUGAGAUCAGCAGCACCGCAGGAGAGUCCUUCCUGGCCGAGGGGCCCACCAACGAGAUCCUGGACGUGUUUAUGAUCUACCAGCAGCCCAAUCCAGGAGUCCAUUAUGAGUUCGUCAUGCCGUCGGAGAACGCUGUAGAAGCUCCACGGAACGCUGUGAACGGUCCGGCUGUUUCUGAUGCUGACGGACGGCUGACCCCGGAGGAUCAUAAGAGACCAGGGGUCAUAUACCCUCCUCCUGUCCUGAAUAAUCAGCUUCCUGCAGCUCCGCCUCCAACCGGAGCCAAAGAAUAUAACUGGAAGCUGAGCGGCUCCACAGACUGCAGCGCCUCCUGUGGACGAGGUCAUAGGUCCACCGUGUUCGUGUGUGUUCACCGAGUCACUCGCGCUCAUGUCUCCAGCGGUCUGUGUGACGGCAACACUAAACCCAGUCCUCAGGAGGAGCCGUGUAACGUCCAGCCCUGCCCGGCCUUCUGGGACAUCGGCGAGUGGUCUGAGUGCAGUAAGUCGUGUGGUCUGGGAGUACAGUAUCGUCAGGUUCUGUGUCGUCAGUCGUACAGUAACCGGACUCUGAGUGUUCCCAGCAGUCUCUGUCGGCAGACGGAGCGUCCCGAGACCAGCAGCUCCUGUCAGCUGAAGAUCUGCAGCGAGUGGCAGAUCCGCUCCGACUGGAGCCCCUGUUCGGUGCCCUGCGGUGUGGGUCAAAGGUCACGGGAGGUGCACUGUGUGAGUAAUGUGGGUGAUAUCGUGGCUGAUGAAGAGUGUAACAUGAAGCUGCGCCCGAGUGACGUGGAGAACUGUGAUGCAGGUGUGUGUACCAGGAGCUGGUUCUUCAGUGACUGGAGCUCUCAGUGCUCGGCGGAGUGUGGCAUGGGUGUGAGGACACGCAGCGUUCAAUGCCUCAACAAUCACAUCAGCAGCCUGCCCCUGGAGCGCUGCGGGACCCAACGGCCCCCCGAGGCCCAGCCCUGCAACAACGGCCCCUGUGAGAGCCGCACCGAGUGGUUCGCUGGGCCCUGGAGUCAGUGUUCGGUGGAGUGUGGUUCAGGGAGUCAGCAGAGGUCAGUGGUGUGUCUGAUGAGGUCUGACGAGGGUUUCUCUGUGAUGCCGUCGUAUGAAUGCUCGUCUCUGGACAAACCUCUCGGUCAGCAGAGCUGUUUCCUCAAAGCCUGUGGAGCUAAGUGGUUAUACACCGACUGGAGCGCGUGCUCAAAGACGUGUGAGACGGGCUUCCGUGUUCGAGAAGUGCGCUGUCUGACUGAUGACAUGAUGACCAGUGACCGCUGCGAGGACACACUGAAGCCUCACGACAAGGAGGAGUGUCACCCCGAGCCCUGCCUGCCUCUGAUUGAUGAGAAGUGUCGUGAUAAAUACUUCAACUGUAACGUGGUGGUGCAGGCGCGUCUCUGCGUGUAUGAUUACUAUCAGAUGGCGUGUUGUGCGUCGUGCACGCGUGUGGCUCAGAGGAGAACACGCUCCUGACCCCCUGGACACUCGUUAUCUCCGGACAGGACAGAACGGAGAAUCAGAGAGAAUCAGAGCCAGUGUGACUUCUGAUCUGAGUUCAGAGAGAGUGUGUGUGUGUGUGUGUGUGUGUGAUCAGGACAGAGUGCGACGCUGUAUUGAACUGCAGUGUGAACGAGUCGUGAAACUGGAUCCGCUUCUUCAGAUCUGAAACACAGAUCCGAUCCGGCUUUCUUUGGCCUGUUAUUGACGGAUGAACUCUCAUAAACUCGAUGAGCUUCACGGGAAAAACACAACGAUGGACAUGAUUCCCAUACGGAGCCAAAAUAGUCUCAAAAAAACAUUCACAUUCACUAAACCUGCAUUAUAUGUUCUUUAACUGCAAUAAUCACGUCCAGAUGUGUGUGUAGGUGUAAACACAUACAAUAUAUGUUUAGAAAAUAUUUACAUAUAUCUGCAUAAACAUAUACUUUAAAUAUAUAUAUAUAUACAUGUGUGUGUAUUUAUUAGUGCUGUCA